This is a messenger RNA of Chrysemys picta bellii (western painted turtle), 10502 nucleotides long. NCBI's taxonomy places the organism in Eukaryota, Metazoa, Chordata, Testudines, Emydidae. The record is from RefSeq and is a predicted model, not a curated record.
UGGACUUAUUGCUAUUGAAUUUCAUUGUGUUGAUUUGAGACUAAUUCUCUUAUUUGUCAAGGUCAUUUUGAAUUCUAAUCUUGUCCUUCAAAAUGCUUACAUCCCCUCCCAGAUUGGUGUCAUCUGCACAUUUUAUAAGCAUACUCUCUGAUCCAUUAUCCAAGUCAUUAAUGAAAAUAUUGACUAGUACUGGACCCAGGACUGACCUCUGCAGGACAGUAGCUACGCUCUUGCAGUUUGACAGCAAACCAUUGAUACCUACUCAGACUACUGACUUUCUACCAGAAUGGAUGUGGUCAGUUUAGGAGGGUGUCUUGGAUGUCUUUCUGGGUUCUGUGAUGGGACUCAGAUGCCCUUCUGGGCUCCUCUGGCCUUUUGGUUCUAGGAUUCAGCUGGGAGUAGUGGUGAGGAAGUAUGGUGGUUCCCUCCCAUGCAUCAUCCGUGUGUUGCACCAAAAUGAGAACUCUUACAAUAGAUUGUUCCUCUCAUUUCUUACAGUCUUUGAUCAGCAGUGAAAUAGUGAAGUGCUCAUAUGUAAAUAGUCAUCACUGGGCAUGCAAGUUAAUGCUCCAUUGAGAGAAAUGGGAAAGUUCACACUUCUCUUAGUACUAGUUUUCGGCUUUCUGCAGACCCAGGUAGACUUCACUAUGUUAGUUACAUUCAUUUAGUUUGAAAGUUUCCUUCUGAACCAUAAGGGUUAGAGCCUUUAUGAUUAAAAAUAAUAAUAAUACUAAAUCUGAGAUUCUGGAGAACAAGAUUGCAACCUUAGAGGGGAAAAUUGCUUGAUUGUUGACCUACUCAACUUGAGCCCGAAUAAUUUUUAUCAGAGUUUUAGGAAAAUUUGAAGAUGCAGUGAGAGAAUGCACAGUAUAAAGAAAACAUCAUUUGAAAGGGCAUGCCUAUCAAAAUACAUAAUAUCAAAAUACAGUUUUUCAAUUACUUAAGUCAUCCGUUCAUUUUUUUGCUCAUUUUUGGUAACAUGUUGGCUACCAGUUGGCCAAAGCUUACCUUAUCACAAAACUCUGAUCUGUAGUUGUGUGUGUGUGUGUGUGUGUGUGUGUGUGUUGGGGAGAAGGAUGGGAAUGACACAUAUGUCAUAGUGACAGAAUAAUGAGGUAGGAAAAUGUAGGGCAGCCGCUGCAGAAUUUAGUCUCACUGUGUGGUAGAAUACAUGGGUUCCUACGUAAUCCCUCUGAUAGCAUAUGUUAUCUUCCCCUGUAGUGUUUGGUCUAUGUAGAGGAUAACAGUUUACAAUUGGUAUCAGUUAUUCCUUUAGUCUGAUGUGGAUAUAGAGCCUGUUGUCAAACAUUGUUGAAUUACGAGGCGUGGGGGUUCAGUAUAGUUUCACAUGCUAUAAACCCUGUUUUCUUCAGUGUAUGUAAUUUUCUAGCCUUUUUAUAAACAAUGUUAAUGUUGCAAUAUCCAACACUCAAAAGUUAGAAUCUGUGUGUAGUGUUAAUCCAUCUAUGCAAAACAAAGUGUCUGUAUACAUACUCAUGUUUAUAUUAUGUUCUUCGAGUGAUUGCUCAUGUCGAUUCCAAGUAGGCGCGUGCGCGCCGCGUGCACAGUCACCGGAAGGUUUUUCCCCUAAUGGUACCCGACGGGUUGGCUGUGGAGCCCCAUGAAGUUGCAUCUUCAUGGAGGUGUAUAUAGGUCCCUGCUGACCCAUCGCCUCUUCAGUUUUUUCUUACUGCCAGUGAUGGUCGUUGGAGUAGCUCCUCUCUUGCUAACUGCAAGCGAUCCCCUAGUGGACUUUUUUCUCAUUGUUAUCUGUAAAUAGUUAAAAUUUUAGAGUUAGUUAGUUCAAAUAGUCUAGUUAGUUUCAUCCCUAGGUGGCAUCUGACCCCAAGCCCAGUACUUUGGUGCGGAGCAUGCCGGCCUUGGUAAGAGAAACCACGGUGCCAAGAAAGGACUCUGGCUCCAGGGACUCUCAGCACCGCCAUUCUCCAGCGCCAAAGACCUCCUCCAGUGCAAGUGCCCGGCACUGUUCCUUUCACCGGUGUCACACAAGAAGAAGAAAAUGGAGAGAGGUCGCUCUCCCAUUAAAGUAGUGGAGCAAUGAGGCACCAGCAGGGUGUGUCCUGUGCUGGGACACCCUGCUCCGGCUCCGACUCAGCUGGCACGGUUGACUCCAGCCUCAGGGGGAGGUCUGUUGUGUCUGAUUGUAGUGGACUCCCCGGUGCGGGAGAGUUGGGAGGAGGACAUAGACCUUCCUUUUACACGGGACACUUUUGAAGCAGCUAAGGACCUCGUUGCAAGGAAUGUGCAGUCACUGGCACUGGCGCCGCAAAGAGGCACCGUGCCCUCUAGGCUCUAGCUGAUGAUGAUAAGGCACCACUCAUCCUCACCUUGACACCGCUCCCUGGCACCGUCUCGUUCUGCACCACCUAGGUUGCCGAGGUUGGAGUCCUCAUUGGACUAGGAGGUAUAGUCGCCUCUAGGUGAAGCCGGCACUGUUCCCGGUAUCGCUUGAGGCAAGAGGAAGGGCAGCUGCUACCCAUGAUGUCCUGGCCUCCACAGUGGCAGGCGCUGGCUCAGUGUCUCUUCUGGACCCCAUGGGCCUACCACCAUGUCCAAGGGCCAGGGUCCAGAUCCUUGUUGGUGCCUUCAGAGGCAUGGGUCCCUCCAUCAUCGACUCCAGUAGCCUGGGAACCUCCACAAGGGCAGGAGAUGGGCACGCAGGUCGACACUGGGGCCGGUACCGAGAUGGGUGCAGGCCCGGGAACCAGCGCCACCCCCUGCACCACACAGGGAGUUUCAAUGCAAGGGGAUCCCCACAAACCAGAGGGGCAGGAAGACUCAGUGCCCCCGCGGGCAUCUUCCUCAUGCUUCCCAGAUGAAGCGGUGGCGGGCACCACCACACUGCCUGCCCUGGACACCAGGGCACACCAAGAGUUGCUCAGGAGGGUGGCUGAAAACUUGAGCAUGCACGUGGAGGAGGUCUCAGAGGAGACUGACCCUAUGGUGGAUAUUCUGUCCCUGAAGGUCCUUCAAGGGUGGCUUUGCCCCUCAUUUAGACUAUCCAUAACACGACUAAGGUGUUGUGACAAACACCUGCCUCUCUUCCCUCCAUGGCGAAAGGGGUAGAGAAGAAAUAUUUUGUGCCCUCCGAGGAGCUACUUGUUUAGCCAUCCUCAUCUGGGUACUCUGGUGGUGGAGGGGGCCAACCAGAAAGAAAGACAGGAACAACUGGGGCCGACCCCUAAGCAAAGAGUUCUAUACAGACCGCCAUGAAGGUUCGACUCCAGGGGGCUCCACAGCCACCGACGGGUACCACUAUGGAAACACCUUCUGGCGACUGUGCACGUGGUGCACAGAUACCUACUUGGAACGGACAUGAGCAACACAUCUCAAAGAACAACAGUUACGAAAGGUAUGUAACCGGUUUUUUUUACAGCUAUCCAUAUAUACACAUAAUAUAUGCAUAUUUAUUUGUGUAAAAUAUAAACAUAUACAUAUCUGUGUGCGGUAUAUAAAGUUGAAAGCUAAAACUACACUAGUGCUACAUUAAGUUGGAACAGUUAAAAUGAGUCAACAAAAGUCAAAAUGAAGAUUCAUGCAUGAACUUUAAUAUGUUACUUAUGCCUAUUGUGUAGUGUUUUUGUUUUUCUUGCCACAUUAUACCUUUAAUAUAUUGUUCUGAUAAUUGCUAUAAAAUAUAAAGGAAGGGGUACAGUCUGAGUUAACCUUGCUGUUGGAACCUUAUCUUUUGGGUUUUCUUGCUUAAUUUUACUCUAACGGCGAUACAGGUUAUUUCCAUUUUAUAAUGGUGAAAGGAAAAGACAGACUUUAACUAGUUGGUGUGUUGUUGGUGUCCUCAUCUCUGGAAAUACAUGUUCAGUUUCAUAAACCUGUCCCUCCUUGCUCACUCAUUUUCAAAACAAUAUGUAAGGGUUAAUUGUCACAUGUGCCUCUUGCGGAUAGUAGGAAUGAACUGCAGUGUUUAGUAUACUGUGCAGUUAAUCCUGCAGUUUGAUGAAUGGACCUUGAAUAGACAAGGAGAGUUUGUAGUCCUGACAUGUAAACAUAGAGUUAACUGUUCUCAUUGCUUCUAUGACUUACUGAAAUAAAUCACUGUAUUAAUACAGUGAGUUAUUGAGACAGAGCGAGAUUUAGCACUCUGGCAACCUGAGCUGACUGUGGAUUGUAGCACUUAGCCUUCAUGGCAUCUCUGCUAACUGGGACUUUGAACAUGGGGACCUUCUUCAGCAUUGUGAGGCGUCGCUAUAAAAGGAGGCGUAAGAAACGUUCUGAGAGGAAAGAUAGACGCCAUCUACGCCAGUCAAGAAACCAGCAAAAGUAUUUCACAAUGGAUAUAGAUGAUGAAGAAAAUAUGAGUUCAAGCAGCACUGAUGUUAAAGAAAACCGCAACAUGGACAACGUUCCACCUAAGGAUGGCAGUGUGCAAAAUACCGGGGAGGGGUCUCAACUCUCCAAUGGUGGUGGUAGCAGCAGUAGAAAACGCCCAUUGGAGGAGGGCAGCAAUGGACACUCCAAGUUCCGCCCUAAGAAGAGGAAGAAAACACCAGGGCCUGUUUUGCCGAAGAAUGCUCUGAUGCAACUGAAUGAAAUUAAGCCUGGUUUACAGUACAAGCUUCUAUCCCAAACAGGACCAGUUCAUGCCCCUAUUUUUGUGAUGGCAGUUGAAGUUAAUGGACAGGUGUUUGAGGGAUCUGGCCCUACAAAAAAGAAGGCAAAGCUUCAUGCUGCUGAAAAGGCUUUGAGAUCUUUUGUUCAGUUUCCAAAUGCAUCUGAAGCACAUCUAGCAAUGGGGAGAACACUCUCUGUAAACACAGACUUUACAUCUGACCAAGCAGACUUCCCAGACACACUUUUCAAUGGAUUUGAAACACCAGUUCAGACUGACAAUUCCUUUUAUUUGGGGUCCAAUGGAGAUGGAUCCUAUAGCUCCAGUAUAGACUACAGUCUGUCCUCAUCCACUGUGGCUGGUAGUCUUAUCCAGUCCCCUCUUCCCACACCAUCACCAUAUCCAUCGACCAGUGGAAAGAACCCUGUGAUGAUUCUGAAUGAGCUGCGGCCAGGGUUGAAGUAUGAGUUUCUCUCAGAAAGUGGAGAAAGCCAUGCUAAGAACUUUGUGAUGGCCGUGGCAGUGGAUGGUCAAACUUUUGAAGGAUCAGGAAGGAACAAAAAGCUUGCAAAGGCUCGGGCUGCUCAGUCAGCUCUUGCAUCCUUAUUUAACAUGCAGCUGGAUCAGACCCCAUCUCGCCAGCCCAUUCCCAGUGAGGGUCUCCAGUUACAUUUACCGCAGGUUUUAGCUGAUGCUGUUGCACGCUUGGUUGUGGAUAAAUUCAGUGAUCUGACUGAUAAUUUCACAUCUCCCCAUGCACGUAGAAAAGUUCUUGCUGGAAUUGUCAUGACAACAGGUACAGAUGUGAAGGAUGCCCAGGUUAUAAGUGUUUCCACAGGGACAAAAUGCAUAAAUGGAGAAUACAUGAGUGACCGUGGUCUUGCAUUAAACGAUUGCCAUGCAGAAAUUAUAUCUCGCAGGUGCCUGCUUAAAUUUCUUUACACACAACUUGAGCUGUUUGUAAGUAAUAAAGAAGAUCAACAAAAAUCCAUCUUUAUCAAGUCUGAACGAGGCGGAUUUAAACUGAAAGAAAAUGUGCAAUUUCAUCUCUAUAUCAGCACCUCUCCAUGUGGAGAUGCUAGGAUUUUCUCACCACAUGAAGCAGCACAAGAGGAUCAGGGAGACAGACAUCCAAACCGUAAAGCAAGAGGACAGCUACGGACAAAAAUAGAAUCUGGAGAAGGGACAAUUCCAGUCCGAUCUACCACUACCAUCCAGACGUGGGAUGGAGUAUUACAGGGAGAGAGACUGCUUACUAUGUCUUGCAGUGACAAGAUAGCUAGGUGGAACGUGUUGGGUAUUCAAGGAUCCUUACUUAGCCUCUUUGUGGAGCCAAUUUACUUCUCUAGCAUCAUCUUGGGGAGUUUAUAUCAUGGGGACCAUCUAUCCAGAGCAGUAUACCAGCGGAUAGCAGAGAUAGAAGAUCUACCACCUCUGUAUACGCUCAACAGACCUUUACUUAGUGGUAUUAGCAAUGCAGAAGCCCGCCAACCAGGAAAAGCACCUAAUUUCAGUGUAAACUGGACAGUAGGAGACACUGGUCUUGAAGUUAUUAAUGCCACAACUGGCAAGGAUGAGAUGGGUCGUGCAUCUCGGCUUUGUAAGCACGCUUUGUACAGUCGCUGGAUGCGUAUUCAUGCAAAGCUUUCCUCUAGCCUGCGCUCAAAGAUCCUCAAACCGAACCUGUACCAUGACACUAAGCAGGUGGCCACUAAGUAUCAAACUGCCAAAGAGUGUUUGUUUAAAGCGUUCCUGAAGGCAGGGCUUGGAGCCUGGGUGGAGAAACCAAUAGAGCAGGAUCAGUUUUCUCUCACUGUCUAAUCCAUGGACUGCACAUCACUUUGGAACAAUUCUGGAAAUCCUGGCGUCCGGCAUCAUUUUCUGGCAUCAGCUGUCAAAGCAUCUUUUUGACACUUUGAAACUAACUAGCAAAUCGAUGUUAUGUUUUGCUCAAAUAUUGGAAGUCAAUGAUAAGUUGCUACAAUAAUUCUAUAUUUUGUUAUAAAAAUAAUUUUGAUUUACUUCUCUAGAAAAUCCUCUUACUGUAGAAAAAAAUUCAGUAAGGCUGUCUUUAACAGGACCAGAUGACUCAUAUUUUUCUGGGUUAGAAAUAAUUCCCUUUUUUAAUGCAAUAUAAGCAAGUGCAUGAAAACAUGUAGAUUGCAUUAGGUUUUACACUGCAUUUUUUUAGCCUGUAGCUUAAUUUAAUCAAAAGAAGCUACAAAGUUAAUUUCUGCUCUUCUGUUAGCGUGGUUUGUUUUUUGUUUGUUUGUUUGUUUGUUUUUUGUUUAAUUGCAGAGCAUAUAGGUGACAAAGUCAGAAUGGAUUUUGGACAGCUAGCUUUUCCCUUCUUCCUUGCUCUUUAAAACCAGCUGCUGAAAACUUCAUGUCUUUGAUGUACGUAUUUAUUAGUCUGUGACCUGGUUUUUAACAUACCGCUUUUUGUUCUGUUUUUUAAAAUACAUUUACAUGCAUUGUGAAGUCAUCAUUUUUUACCACUGGAAACUGGAAACAAAAAAUAAGUAUUUGUAAGUUAAGAAAUUUAGUCUAUAGUGUACAAAACCUGUUUAGAAGUAGGCAAUUUGUAUAUCCCAGGAACUCAUGCAAACACCACCAUAACAUUAACAGUAAUGUGGCAACUUCAAAAAAACAGUUGUUCAUUUUGGGGAAAUAAUUCUGAUUUGCCAAAAAUAACCCAUUCAUAGAAUGUUAAUUACAGUUUUUCUCAAAGAAAUGAGAGGCCUAGUAAGGAUGAAAGAAUUGUUAAACUUCUUUUUUGUGGUCUUCAAAGACUUAACAACUGGACUGUUGUGUCCCCUGAAGAUUGUAUUGCCUGUAGCUUCACAUACAUGAUGAUCUAUAAAAGUCUUAGUUCUAAGUUUUGUUUGCUCUAGUAUAUAUUUAGAAUGGUAUUUUAUUUAUAAAAGCUCUUUUAUGUUAAAAUUUUCACAUAUGCUAGAUGUAAAAAUGAAAAAUAGCAGGGAAAAUACUGCCAGGUCUGUUAAGUCAGUGGGUGCAUAGACAGCACAUUUAGAACAAUUUGUAAGCGAAAUGAAAGUCUGACGAUGGAUUGGAGAAAUCCACUUUUUCUCAGCAUAGCAGGUAUAAUUCUCUAGUUCCAUCCAAUAUGUCUAAGUACAUGAUGUGACCUGUGUAUCAAAUAUAUUGCGUGGACAAAUUCUGAAAAACACCUCAAAGUAUUUUUAAGUCCUAUUUUUUUAAAAAAUUAAUUUAUAAUAGCAGUAACUACCUCAGCACCGGGCAUUUCCUGGAGAGUAGUGGCUCCAUGGAUGUUGUGGAAAGUGAUACAAAAACUCUUUCCAUCCAGUAAUCAAUACGCUGGAAAUGCCCUGUCCUGCAAUCAUUAUUGCUCAAUUAUGAAUCAAAGUGAAAAAAAUUAUCAAGACUAAAAGUUGCCUGAAUAUUGUACUAAACCUCCUAAUUAGAGUCUGAGUAGCAAUACACGAAUGUGUAAAAUAAACUCUGGUAGGGGAAAAACAUUCAGAAUGUGUGAAGGCAAGUAAUGUACAUGCUCUUUCAAAAUACAAGAUUUACAUUGUGUCUGUCUUUGCAAAUGUCUUUGGCCCUCAACCUGCAAACACUUUUGCAAUUGCUUAAAGUUAAGCACAAGUAGACCCAUGGAACUGCUCAUGUGCUCAAAAUUAAACGUGUGCAUAAAUUUGCAGGAUUGAAGCCAAAAUGUGGAGAACUGUAAAUUAGAGCAAUUUGUGAAUUUUCUAGUUGGUCUCACCAUGUGGAUUUUCUUGGAAUUAGUCUAACUAUUAAAUGAAAUCUCUGUUUUUAAGGGACUCUGUUUAUUGAUGAUUUACUUUGCCAUCUUAAUCUAUUUUUACCAAUCUUUUUAAAUUUCUCAUUCAGAAGUUGAGCUCUCUUCAGAUUUUAUUUUGAAGUUCAGGCAGUUAUUAGAUGAGAUUAUUUUUUUAUUGAUGAAGUCCUGAAUGUGAGUAAUAUAUUUAAGUAUUAUUGUAGGCAUAAAUUUUAAGACAUUCAAAUUUACUAUGAAUAUAUGGAAACUAUAAGUGAGAGUUCCAGGUAGAAUUCUUUUUGAUAAAAGAGCAUUAUUUGAUUCAUAUGAGGAAUGAGUUCUCAUUCAUUAUAGUUCUAGGGUUUUCAAAAUGUUUUCCAGGAUCAUGUGCAACCCAUAUCAGUCAUGGAGGAGCCAAUGGCUUUCCGCACACCUGCUUAUUCAUUUUUGUUCAGUAAUAUGUGAAAAUCAGAAGUUGUAGGGAAAAAAAGUGUUCCUGUAAAAGAUUUCUUUGAGAUUGUUAUAUUCAGCUAAAUUCUGCCAUGUCCCUUUUUUGUCAUUCUGUGCCCCUUUAUAUUCUUGGCCUUUGUAUUCUUUGUAAUACUCCUAUAUUCUUUACAGAUCACCAUCAUCAAGCAUGGAUGGCUUUUUAUGCAUUUAAUUUUAAAUGAUUGCAGAGGAUAAAGGCAACAUGGCUGCCAACAGCUGUUGAAAUUUGGGGUUGACCUUUCUCUAUCAAGCAUUUAGCUUGCCAUUUAUUUUGAGAGGUUGGACGGUCUUUUUGAAUAUCUUCAUUGUGCGAUUUAGUAUGUAAUGGUGGUGGUGGCUAAUCUUAGCAAGGAUUUGUUAUGCUAUCCUGGGAAUUCUUGGGGUUUUUUAAGUUGAUAUAAGUGUAUAUCUCAGGUUCGUCACAAAAUUUAAAUGAGUAACAACUUUAAAGUUAAUAAAUACUUGAAGAAAUAUAAUUUAAGAUGUUUUUCCAAAUUACAUUCUAGCUACAAUAAAAGAUAAUAGGUUAGUAACAUAGAACACUGUAAAUGUAGGGAUUUUUUAAAAAAAUAUAUUCUGUAGGGGAGUAAAAAGGAACUAGGACCUGGAAGUGAAACUUGAAGCAUUUGGUUAUGUCCAUGCUCAGGAUUUAAUACCCAGAGAACAUGUCCUGUCACUUGCUGAUGAUGAAUCAUACUAAUCAGAGUUCUUUAAGUUAAAAACUGUCUUCACAUUAAUAUGCUAGCUCGUUCCCAUCCCCCCACAAAGCUCCCAACCCUUUGGUGUAGUUAGUGAUAAAAAUUAUGAUAGUUAAAUAGUGUGCAACUUAGACAUGUGCAACAAUGGGCUCCCUGCACAGGUGACAGUUUUAGUAUCUUCCUCAUUCUAGAUAGUACAAACACACUAUUAUAGGGUAGAAACGAAUUAAUGGGGGGGAACCCUCAGAGUAGCCGCAGAUCUUUAUAUGGUGCCAUCAUUAAAACCUAAAACAACUCACGACUGAAAUUUCAGGCACCUCAGAGCUGCAUCACUGGUGUUUUGUUUUACCAGUAUGCAUCUCUGAUUUUAAAUAUUUUAACCACCUAAAAAUAAAUACAAUCUUUCAACUGGAUACCUUGUAUGUACAAAUUAUAAUACUUCCUGCUGGUGAGGGGGUAAAAUUAUUAGUUGUAGGCUGCUGAUCCCAGCUAACACAGUGUUGUGCACUCAAUUUGCAUGUCUGUAAUGAAAGAGUCAAGGUGACAUCAUGAAAACUGUUUUCUUUCCCAUCUCUCCCAAAGACAAAUUAUUUUUCAGAGGGAGAAAGACUUGAGUCUUGGGACAUUUUGAGUUGAGGUUGCCACAUAACUGAAGUGGAACUUUCUUUCUUAUUUUUUUUAAAUAACACGCUAAAGGUUCUCCAUACAUUGAAAAUUAUCUUUUUGCCUUUUGCCAAAGCAAGCUUUUUCACUCCGAGGGGACAAUUUCAAGUCUUUGCAUUUUUAUCAUAAUAGAGUGUCUGUUAUGAAAAUCAUCCUGAAGUUUUUUGAAUGGGAAGGUGAGCUGUGAUUCAGAUAUGUGAUGGGAAACAAAAUGUUUAUAGUUAUUUAAAACAUAAAAGUGAGCCCACAGAAAUAAAAUGUAUACAAAAUGUAUAAAAUAUAUUAUCCUGUCUCCGAA